AUGUAUAUGAAAAAUAUGAAACGAAUUUUGGCUUAUUCUUUAUUUUUUUUAUACAUUUUACGCAAUAAUGUGCUAUCCAAGAAAAAUAGAGAAUACAACUUACUAGGAAAUGCACAUAAAAGCGACAAUAUAGUUAAUCGCCUUCAAGUUAUAACAGAAGGGAAAUAUAGAGAUGUUUUGUCUGAAGUUAAUAAGCCUUUAUUAUCUAUAAUAGAAAAUAACGAAUCAGUGUCGCUUGAUAUUUUGUUAUCUACGAUAAAAUUAUUGGAUGACAAAAAUAAAGAAACUGAUGAUUUAUCCAAAAAAAAAGAAAUUGAACAAACAAUUAUAUACAUUAAAAAUGCCAUAAAAAAUCAUUUAGGAAAUGUUGAAAAUAAUGAAGAAAAUGAUGGAAAUGAUAAAAAUGAUAUAACAAAGACAAAAUCAAAUAAGAGCAAUUUAAUGUUAAAAUUAGAUAAUUAUUAUAUGAAAAGGGAUCUUGAAAAUUUAAAAAAAAAAAGUAACGAUAUUGCAUUGAGAAAAAAUAAUUUAGGAAAAAAAUUUAAAAAAUUUAGUACCUCUAGUGAAUCAUUAUUAUUUGGUGCCCCUGGCGAUCUUAAUUUAUCCGAUGACAGUGUAAAAGAAUUAAAUAAUAUGGUAUCUAUUAAAAUUUUAAGACAAAGAAAUUAUAAAGAUAACAUGUCAUUUACUAUGGAAUCGCCCCCUGAAACGUUUAACAAAUUAGUAGAUUUAUAUACACCUUUACUUGAUUUCAAUUUAGAUUCUUUAGAAAAAUACAAAAAUAAUGAGAUAAAAUACUAUACAGAUUCUAAAAGUGAAAUUUUUUAUUUAUUACGUGAUAAUAUGGAUCUAGGAAAAUUUUUUUUGAAACUUCCUAUUAGUAAAAUGCCAAAUGCUAAACCUAAUGAUAAUAUAAGUGAAAGUAGUGAUGCUGAUAAUAAAAUUUAUACAUAUGUGAAUAAUAAUUUGGAAAAGGACAAGAAUGCAAAAGAAUAUUCCUUAGGUGCAUACAAUACAAACCCAGUUUAUACAUAUUCAAGAAAAAAAAAAAAAAUUCCUAUAAAUAAAAAAAAUGAAAAUAGUGAGUCAGCAUCUCGAGUUAGCCAUUUAUUUCAGAAAAAAAUGGAUCGUACCUAUUUGAACAAACCCCAAAAAUACUAUAAUCAUCAAAAUGGAUUAAUUCACAAAAACAUAUCAAAUGAGUAUAAUAGACAAUUCAUAAAUUCAAAUAAUGAGAACGAGACAUAUUAUAAAAAAGAUAACAAUAAUAUAUUAUUUGAAAUUAUAAUAAAAUCGCAUUUAUUAACAAAUAAUGAUGUUUGCAAAAAAAUUAUAAUAAUAAAAAAAGGUGAUGGAAAUGAUUCAAUCGAAAAUAACAUGUCUGAAGAUGCAAGGAUCAUAUAUGACAAAGAUUUUUCAAAAAAUUGUAUACAAUACUCUAAAAAGAAUGAUGAAUUAUAUUAUGUUAUACCAUUAAUACAUUUUAAUGUCCCAUCAAAAAGUAUGCGUUGCUUAUCAUGUGAUGAUUAUGAAAAACACAUACAUAAUAAAUGCCCAUUCAAUGAAAAUUUUGUGCAUCUAACGUACGACAAUAAAUGCAUUGUUUGCAUGCCAUCUAGUGCUAUUAAUAAUUGUUUAAUUAAUAGUCAAAAGGUAAAUGUAGAUUCAUCUAAAGGCUGUUGCAAUUGCACAAGCCAUUUUCCUCCUAAUAAUAAAUUUCAUAUAUUUAAAUACGUGUUUCCUUCAUACAAAUAUAUGCAUAGAGUCAGAGAUACGCAUAAUGGUAAUAACUGCAAUUGUGAGUCAUUCAUAUAUUUUGGACAUGGUUAUCCGAAUUUUAAGGUGAGGAAUAUGAAUAAACACAGAGAUAAAAGAGUAUAUGAAAUAAUUCACAAACAAAUGGAGAGUAAGUAUAAAUUAUACAACAGACAUAGUAAUGAAUAUCAAGUUGGAGAAGGAACAAUUGAAAACGAUGUUGAUGAAUGCAUGUUCUUCGGAUGUAUACACGACGAAGAUUAUAAUGAGUUCGAUGAUUAUAAUAUAAAAACGAGAGAAACAAUUAAAUUAAGUAGUAGCAUUUUUGAUCCUAUAAACUUGAAAAAAAAUAAUAGUGAUUAUGCAUAUGAUGAUGAAGAAACUAUUGAGAAUGUAAAUAAAGAAGGGUAUAUUAAAAAUGAUAGAAAACAAAUUUUAGACAUAAAAAAUUUGUAUGAAAAUGCCGGCAAUAAUCCAGAAAAUGAAAAAAAUGAAGAAAAUAGGGAUAUUGUUAAAGGUUCAGACGAUUCUGAUAACUAUGAUAAUGAAAUUUCUCAAGAAGCAAACAAUAUAGAAUAUUUUAAAAAAUUGUAUUAUGACAUUUUAAACAAUAAUAAUGAUGAUGAGAGCGAUGAGAGCGAUGAGAGCGACGAUGAUGAUAAUGAUUAUUAUGAUGGAAUCAUCGAUAACUUUUAUAGCCUACGCUUUUUGUAUAAAACCAGAAUAUUUACAAAAAAGAAAACAGUAAUAAAUGCAUAUAUAAAAACAAAUAAGAUAAGUGCUGAUGAUAACAAGAAAAAUAUAUUGUUUUUAUUUAAAAAAUUAUUUAAUAAUGUUUUUAAAGAUGUUCGUUACAAAAUAAAAGACUCAGCAGUAAGUUUAUUUCCAGUUAUUACCGAUUCAAGUAUUAUAGGAUUUGAUGUGGACUUCGGAAGAAUACAAGCACAAUAUGCUGGUUGUAUAAACAUGCUUCGAUAUUCUGUUUUUGACACCCAAAAUAUGGCAAUCUAUUUUAUUACCCCAGAUAAAAAAUAUAUUUUGCUAGAAGACGUUAUAAAAGAAAUAAACGAAGGAAAUGAAAAUUAUCAUUAUAAUGAAGAUAUAGAGGAAAAUUCAAAUAAAAAUAAUGAAACCUUCGACAAUGAAAAUGGUUCUCAUAGUAUUUUUGAAAAUUUAGAAUCAGAAUUGGAUAAUGAAUAUAAUAAAACGGAUCAACCAUCUACCCAGGAUAAGAAACAGGAGAUUGGCGAUAAAGAAAAUGCACAUGAACCGAGUAAAGAUGAUCAUUCUAAAAAUAAUGGAAAAGGCUCGUUAGUUGAAUUAAAUAAAGAUCACGAAGAAAAGCAUGAAUUGUUGGAUACAAUAUUAAAAGAAUUUAACAAUGAACGUGAAAAAACACCAGCACAAAAUGAAUUAUCAAAAGUUUUAUCAAAAUAUGGUGAUUUAUUAUCAAAAGAAGAUUUAAAGGAAAUUAAGAAUAACCAUAAAAACGUUGAUGUUAACAAGGGUAAUGAAGAAAAUGGUAAUACUAUAGAAAUAAUAAUAAAAAAAAGUAGUAAAGAUGAUGAAGUAAAUGGAAAAACUAAUGAUAAAGAUAAUAUAGUAAACGAAUCAAAUGACCAAAGCGAAUUUAUUACCAUUGAUCAGAAUGGAUGUGAAAUAAUUAAUGAGACAUUGAGAAAAUAUAUGGAUAAAUAUUUUAGAGUUCAUAAUAUUCCUAUACAUUAUAUUGAAAAUAAUAACAUUUCCAAAAAGGAAAUUCAUAUUACAUCUGACAUUGACUAUGAUUUAGAUACACUUAAAUCAAGUAUUUUAGCUAUUUCUAAUACUAAUGGGAAAUCAAUAGAUGAUUUUAAGUUAUUCCUUAUACCUAAUGAUAUCGAGAAAUAUGAUCCAAAUAAAUUAGAAGACAUACCAUCAUCUAUAAGAACUGCAAAUGAUUUGUAUAAUUAUAUUAAAACGAUGAAUAUGAAAAUUUUAAUAGCAUCUGUACAUGAUGGUUCUGGUAUAAGUAUAGAGCCACAAAUUUUCAACUAUUUAUAUGAAUCAAAUAAUGAUACACCAUAUAUUGAAUCUGCAUUAGAUGUAAAAGAAGGAAAAGAAGAUACAAAUAUUGAAUUGGAAUUAAACAAAUCUCAAUAUGAUGAUAAAGAAAAUUUGAGAAAUUCUUCGAUUUUAGAAAAACAAGAAUUGAGUAAUGCAUUAUUAGAAAAUGAAAUAUAUGAUACUACUAAAAAAGAAAUAAAACCUGAUAAAAUUAUGAAAAAUGGAAUAGAAGACACCAACUUAAGGGGGAAAAUAAGCGGAUGCUCUGAGGAUUCAAGCAUUUCUUCUAAUAGCACAGAGGCGAAAACAAUUGAAAAUAAUUCAUACCACAAAGAUGAGGAGGAAACAUUUUUUGAAAAUGAUAAUCAGUACACUACUCCAAAUAAUUAUAAUAAGAUUGAUAUAUAUAUAGAUAAUACGGAUAGAAAAAUAAAUGUAUUAAAUGGGCUUAUAUUCAAAAAUUAUACAUUAAAAUCGUUUAUAAUGGAUAUUAUGAACAAGAUAAUACAUGUUCCUUCAAAUUUUAUAGACUUAAAGUCGUAUAAAAAAGGGAUAUCUCCAUUUGAUAUAUUUGAUUGCUUAGAAUAUUAUUCUUAUAAUAUAAAAUCGAAUAUUAUUAGUGCUUUAUUUUUUGAAAAAAAUAUAAAAUUAUUGGACAUAUUAAAAAAUCUUAAUAGCAAAAACGAAUAUUUAUUGAUAAAAAAUAAACAUAGUGAAUAUUGUAGUGGUGUAGAUAAUUUGAAAUAUAUAAAAAUUCCAUUGACAAUCAAUUUAAAAAAAUCAAAAGAUAUAUAUUUAGAAUUUCCAAUAUUCCACAUAGAUGAACAUUAUAAUUUUGUUUAUAGCAAAAUAAGUUUUAUGAAUGUACCAGAAAAUUAUACAGCAUCCAAAUUAUGCACUGCAGUAAAAAACAUGUUGAAUGAGGCAUUAGAAAUAUAUGAGUUAGAUAUUAUAAAAAGUUUGAAAAUAUAUAAUAUAAUUGAAAAUGAAUGGGAAUACAUUGAAGAUAAUGCUUUGGUUCACGAAAUAAAAAUGGAUAACAACUAUUUAUAUACACUAUUUAUUCAUGACACGUUUUUAACAAAAAGAUAUUAUCAAGCUAUGUCUAAUUUAAUUAUUGAUUUAUCAAAUAGUAAUAUUUAUAUUAAAAAGUUAGACAUAUAUAUUGAUUAUAAUUACGAGCCUUACACACUUUAUAAUAUACCCAUACAUAUGUCUUUUAUGAAUUUAAAAUAUUUACUUUUAUACCAUACAAAUGCAUUUUUAUCAGACUCUUUUUUGAAUGAGUUCUUUUUUACGUAUAAUGAAAAAUAUCUUCAAAAUUCAUCUGCUAAUGAUAUUAAUAAUGAUAGUAUAUAUAACCCAAAUAGUGGUGUAGAUGAUUAUAUUUAUGAAGAAGACGAACCCGAAGAAAGUAUAAGUAUCUUUAGUUUUAUAAGUAGUUGUACCAGAAAUAAUAAUAAAACAUAUAACCUAUUUUUACUUAAUAUGGUGAAUACAUUUUAUAAAAUAAAAUUGAAUUCGAAUAAAAUGAUGCAACCAAUAUUGGAGGAUUUACUCAAAAUAUCUGGGAAAUGUUCAAAUGACAAUAUUAUAGUUGAAAUAAAUAAAUCAUCUACAAAGGUAAAAAAUAUCGAAGUAUAUUUAGGAAAUAAUUCCAAAAAAAUAAAAAUAAAAAAUGUACCAUUAAGUUUAUUAGUAUGGAAAUUUGUAAAUAUAUUAUUAAAAGGAUCUUUUAAUAUAUCAAUAGAAGACCCAGAAAGAUUAUAUAAUUUAUUUGUAAUAGUCCCAAAAGAUAAAGAUGCAACGAUUAAUCGUGAUUAUUAUAUUUCUACAAAACCAGGGUAUACUAUUGAAAAGAUAUUAAAGGUAAUUGGAACAAAUAACCUAUGUUUAAUUAAAGCUUAUCCAGAAAAAUUGACACAUAUUAAAAAUAGUACAUAUUAUUAUGAAUAUGCUAUGUUUAGUUUUGAUUUAUUACCCAAAGUUAUUGAUUUUUCAAAUCCAGUUGGAUUAUUAAGCUUUUAUGUUAAUUAUAAAAAUGAAAAUAAAUUAAUUAAUAUAACCAAUGCACCUGAAAAUAUAACUCCAGAUAAGCUGUUAAAAACGAUUCUUUUAGACAUGUACUCUAAAUGGCAAAAUUUUCCUAAAGAUGAAAAAAUCAAAUUUUCAUUAUUUUUAAAUAAUGAAGAAAUACAAAAUAUAAAAGAUUAUAUUAGUUCAGGAAAAGAAGCACAACUACGUACAUUUGUUUCUUUAGAUAAAAAACAUAGUUAUAGUAAUAAUAAAAAGAAAUUCGUAGAAAUAGACAAAAUACCUGAAACAAAUUCUAUAAAAAUUCAAGAGGCUGAAUUAAAAGCAAUGCAACUAUAUGAUAAUGUAUUAAGAGAAAUUUUAUCUAAAGGAAAUAUAAAUUAUAAUAACAUAAGUGCUACUGGAUAUACAAUAUCAAUUAACGUAUUUGAUGGUAAUGCAUAUAGUCCUGUUACUAUUUUUAAUAUACCCUUAAGUGCAACUAAUAAAGACAUAAUUGCUUUCUUGUUAAUUAAAUCAAAUCAUAUUAAUACAAAACAUGUUGUAGAUGAAUUUCUCUUAUUAAACAAAGAGUCGUUUAACUUGUUAAAAACAAAAACUAUAAUAGAUCAAAAUGUUGUAUUUAUUGGUGAAUUAACAGGACUAAUUGACUUAGAUAGAACAAAUUUGUAUUUAGUUCAUAAACCUCAAUUUAAUUCUUUAGAUAGCAUAUUUAAAAAUGUGGCGAAUAAAAAUUAUGAUUUUAAAUCAGAAAAAAUAACUGCUUUAAGUAUUAGUGAAGCAAAAGGAAGUAUUAUAUUUAAUAUUAUACUAAAUCAAAAUAAAAAAAAAGUUUUUAAUGUUACAAAUAUACCCUAUAAUAUGUAUAUAAUCGAUCUUUUACGCUAUAUAGUUGGAUAUCAAAGAAAAUGGAUAUACAAAUAUGUCGAUUUUUAUAUAAUUAAAGGUAGUGAAAAACAUGUUUUAAAUGACCAUUCAGGUAUUAUAACAUAUGGUAGAACAGUUAGCGAAAUUUUUACGUUAUGCAAAAAAAAUGAUCCAUGUACUUUUCACAUAGAACUUGCUUCUAACAAAAUUGAGGAUGGUAUAAAUAAUACAAUAGGGGAUAAUAUUGAUGCUCUUGUUAACAGAGAUAACAAUGAUAAUCAAAAAAAUAAUAAUGAUACAAUCUUAAAUGAAUUGAAAAACAAAAUAAACUCCGAAGAGGAAGACAAUGUGGAUAUAGAUUUGUCAGUAUUACGUUUUGAAUUUAAUGCAGGAUUAUAUGAUAAGAAUAUAUUUGGUACAUCAACAAUUUGUAAUAUACCUAAAAGUUACACAGUAGAAGAUGUUUUAACACACAUUAAAAAUAUGUUAAAGGAUGAUUGCAAAAUACGAAAUGCUGAAAAUUUAGAACUAGAAAUAAAAAUUAUAUAUAAUGAUACAUAUUUAACUAUACCCAAAGAAUUAAAUAUAGAGUAUGUUAUAAAUUAUUAUUUUAUUAACACACCAUCUAUUGUAUUUGUUACAAAUAAUGAUAAUGAUGAUGAACCUUUUAAUAUUAUUCACUUGAUUUUAAAUAAUACAAAAAUAGACAUGAAAAAUAAUGUAUUUGUUAAAAAGGAAAUACCAUUAUAUGUAAAGAAAAAUAAUAACUUAGAAAAUAUAAAAUUAAAAAAUAUUCCAUUAUCAAUUACAGAAGAUAAUUUAAUUACUUACAUAAUAAAUUAUUUAACAAAAAAUUCAGAAGUUAUAAAUUUUAUGAGAGAUAAUACAUCUAUUUGUAUAUAUCCUGAAUGUGAUCCUGUAUAUAUACAUUAUGAAAAUAGUCAGCUAUCAUUUAUUGCUUCAUUGUCUUAUCAUAUAGCCUUAAGAAAUAUUAAUUAUAUAACAACAAUAGAAUCUUUUGAAAACUUUUAUGGUAAUAUGAGCCAUUUUGAAUUUGAUUUUUAUAAAUAUUCGAAUUUUAAUGAAUCUAAUAUAAGUAAUUAUAAUAAAACUGACAUCAAAGAAUUAAUAAAUUUUGAUAUUAAUAUUCAUUUCCCAGCUACUAUUAGAACAAUUCGAAUAAAAAAUUUUAAUAUUAAUAUGCAAAUGGAAGAUUUAUUUGCUAAAAUUUUUCAAUCUAUAACAACAAAUAGUUACAAGUGGAAAGAUUUGUUUACAUUUAUUGGGAAUAGAUCUAAAAUAGAUAUAAUUGAAGAAGAAAGUGAUAAAACUGAACAACUAAUCGCCACUUUUAAAGAUCAUUUAAAUGAAGGGCAUAAUUUAACAUUUAUUUAUAAACCUGAUAAUAAUGAUAUUAAUAAUUAUAUUAUUCCUAGAAUAAGCUAUAUGCCAGCAUUGAUAAAUUUCCAAACAAAGUAUAUAUCAAUAAGUACAGAAAUUAGUGAGUUUGAAAAUAAUGUAACUACAAUGUAUGGUUUUCCGGAUUAUUUAAGUCCGAGUUUUAUGCUGACAUUAUUGCAAUAUAACCUUUUUAAAAUACUAGGGAAAAAUUAUUUGUCAAUUUAUGGAUGCUCCUAUGAUAGUAGUUUGUGUUUAAGCGAAAGCAAUCUGUUACUAAAGAAUAAGAGAUUUUAUGACGAGAAUACAAAAAAUGAUAGCUCUAAACAGGCUAUGAAAUUUGUAUUAAAAUUGAAAAAGAAAGAUAGUAAAAAAGUAAAUACAAUAAACGAUUUAGUUUCUCUUGAACUAAAUAUAUCGUGCCAAGAAUUAAAAAAUGAUGAAGAUAUGGAAGAAUGUAAUGAUAUUAUAUCUUCUUUAAAUGCAUCUUCUAUAUUUUGGAGAAAUAGUAUAUUAGGAUUUAUAGCAAAUUCAAUAAUCAUAAAAGAUUACUAUAAUAAUGCAUUAACAUUACCAUAUAUAGAUUAUAGAAUAAAUGAGAAAAUAUUAAUUCAAAAUAUAUUAGAACAUAUAAAUAUAUCACCAUAUUUAUAUAAAUUAUUCGAAUUAUCUCAUAUUGAUAAAAAGUGUGUUAGUUAUAAAAAAGAGCUUACAAAUACAAUAUCCCAUAUUCAAUGUUUAUUAUCUUUCGGACUUAACAUAUAUUUUGAUAUUCAUAGUACUAACGAAUUAAAUAUAUAUAAUGGGUUUGAUACAAAAGAUAAUAAAUCAUUUAACAUAACACAUAUUUAUUCUUUCCCUGAUUUAUAUGAACACAAUUUUGCAGAAUUUUAUAUUUAUAAUGAUGAUAAGACAAGAUUAUUAGUAAAAAAUGCAUAUAAGAAUAUGAAAGUUUCUAGUUUGUUAAGUGAAUUAUCUAAAGCUCGAUGUCGUAUUCAAGAAUUAAAAUAUGAUCAGAUAUCUUCUUUUUAUAAACUUGUAUAUGUAUUGGAUGGUAAUAAAUUUGUAGAUAUCCAUCCAGAUGAAAAUGUAGAAUUUAUACAUAAAUUAGUUUUAAAAUAUUCACAAGAAAAAUUUAUGUUAAAAAUUAUAAAAAAAAAUCAUAUUUAUAAUAUAGAUAUACCCAAAAAUAUGAACUUAAGUUGCUACCCCCCAUUAAUUGACCUAAAUAAAAAUUAUUACCAAGUUCCAAUAAGUUUACAAAUAAAUGCUGAAACUUUUAAUAAGUUAAGUGAUGAAUCAUUUCCAAGAAUAAUAGUUAAUAAUGUGCCAGCAAAUGCUUUUAUAAUAUCUAUAAAAGAAUACUUAGUUGCUUUGUUUAAAUCAUAUAUCAAAAGUAUAGCUGAGAAUAGUAUCAAUGCAAAUUUUUAUGAAUUUGAUAUUGAUAUGCUAAUUGUUAUAUAUGAUUCAACCCUAAAUAAAAUACAUAAAAUAAGUUCAAAUGCUUUACAAAGCUUAACAGUAUCUAAGUUUUUUAAAACUUAUUAUAAUGCAUCAUUAGUGUUUCAAAUGGAAGAAAUUGAAAAAUUCCCAGAAUAUAUAUAUGAUAAUUUUAUUAAUAACUUUUCGAAGGCUGUUAUUGAUUUUUCUAUUUCCAUAUUCUAA
Molecule: messenger RNA, 9765 nt
Organism: Plasmodium berghei ANKA
Lineage: Eukaryota; Apicomplexa; Aconoidasida; Haemosporida; Plasmodiidae
Product: liver specific protein 1
Exons: 1
Coding region: 1-9765 (3254 amino acids)
Source: RefSeq, a predicted model, not a curated record